AUGCCCGACAGCUUCUUAAUGAGACUGCAACCAGGAGAGUUUGUAGGACACUUAAUAACCAUGACACCUUUACAUUCAAAACAUUGCUUGAUGAAUCAUUGUAUUAACCUGCUGAAAUACAAAUUUUCUUCCAUACGGACAGUUGGAAAAGUGGAACAAGUCUCUUCUUUAACACUUCUAAGGAGAAAAGCAAAACAAAAAAAAAACUUGCUUUUCUUUCUGAAGAUCGUGCCAAUAGCAUUUUCUUUAUUUUCUAACUUGACUUCAUUAACUUGUGCCAAAAUUUCCAAUCUUUUCUCUCUCUCUCUCUCUCUCUCUCUCUCUCUCUCUCUCUCUCUCUCUCUCUUCUUCUCUUGGCACUUUCUUCUAUCUUUUUCAAACUUUUCUUAUUUCUUUCUUCUAUCUUCGGCUUUGAUUUUUUGUCAUUCAGUUCUUUCCCCUCUUUUUCAUGUUCUUGUUGUCUGCAUUAUAACUGUUACACCUUUUUUUCUCUCGCCUCCUCCCUUUUUAUCUUGUUCAUUCCUCCUCACUUCAUCGCCUUUACGCCUCCUCCUUUCAUCCACUUCAUUCCUUUUCCCUUCACCUUCUUCACCCCACAUCCCUUCAUCUCCUUUAUUUCUCACUCUUUCAUCCACUUCAUUCCUUUUCCCUUCAUCUUCUUCCCUCCUCCUCUUUUCACCUCUUUUACUCCUCCUCCAAUUAUCUAUUUCACUAUUUAUUCUACCCCCUCCUGCUGCUGCUGCAGCAGCAGCAGCUGCUACUGAUAUUUAUUCUGUUUCUUUUUCUUCUUUUCAUCCUCCUCCUAUGUACGUAUGCGUUCACGUCUCUCUUUUAUUCUGUUCCAAAUAA
Molecule: messenger RNA, 849 nt
Organism: Acanthosepion pharaonis
Lineage: Eukaryota; Metazoa; Mollusca; Cephalopoda; Sepiida; Sepiidae
Source: the annotation of a GenBank genome assembly